Messenger RNA from Nilaparvata lugens (brown planthopper), 8908 nucleotides. RefSeq lists its product as uncharacterized. The transcript has a single exon. Bases 2067 to 5888 code for a protein of 1273 amino acids. NCBI's taxonomy places the organism in Eukaryota, Metazoa, Arthropoda, Insecta, Hemiptera, Delphacidae. Gene Ontology annotation, molecular function: protein binding. The record is from RefSeq and is a predicted model, not a curated record.
GCCUCAGCCUCAGGCUAGUAACACAGUGUCAGAACUUCAACAAAGUUAUUAUAUAGUGUUUCGUCAUGGAAAGCAACUUCAAUAUUUAAUUUAGUAAUAUGCUGAUUUUUAUUUUAUAUUCUACAUUUCAUCUCCACAUUGAUUACCACAUUUUCUCUUUUCCGUUAUAUCACUUUACAUUUUAAUUCAAGAUAAACCUUCAAUAAUAAAACUGCACUAGCUAAAUCUUUUUACACACAACAAAGACAUUGGUUGUAGGUCUACCAUCACAAAAAGUACCAAACAGAACAAGACUUCCCUUCUUUCCCUCCAGUUUUUAUCUGCCAUAACCUCUUAUACCACUCUACUUCCCUCCAAAUAUUAAAAUAAUUCUUUUUGUUAUUUAUUUACUGUUCAAAUUUAAUAAAAAUUCUAUUUAUUUGAUUUUAAUUUAUAUUUGGCUUUUUGUUUAUUGUUUUAUUGAAAUCCUGUAAAUGAUAACAUUAUGUAAAAUUUGUGUUAAUGUAAUUGGUACAAUUCUUUUGAUUCAUUUAAUAAAAUUAUCAAUUACUUUAUCUUUUAAAGUGUUUUAUUUUUUUUAUUUUAAAAUUUUUGUAUUGGAAACUUUAUAUUUAAUAACUUUGUUGUGUUGACAUCUAACCUACUAACAUUAUUUUGAAAUUAUCAACGAUACAUCGACAAAUGAACUUUCGACUAUUGAUAUUAAAUUUUAUCUAUUUGAUUAUACAGUAUCGAUGUUUUGUUCAGCCCUAAAUUCAAAUUAUUUAUCUUUUUAAAAAGUAACAUUAUACACAUCAUGCUCAGUUAAAUUACAAUGAUAACAGUUGAUAUACUUAAUAUGGGCAUUCUGCAAUGCAUAACGGGAUCGUGUCUCGACCUGUUUCUACAGACCUUAUCAUACAAAAUAGAAUGUUCAAUUGAGAAACAAAAUAUAUUUAUAUUCAACUUUUUUGUAUUGCUUGUCAUUUAGUAUGUAUACGAAAAAAAAUCUAAACCUCCUUAUCUAACCUCUCAAGAUAUGCUCUCUUGAAAAAUUAAGUAGUUUUUUCAUCAAUAUUAAAAAUUAAUCAUGUUUGAGAAAAACGUUUCUUGGUCUUUCUAACUGAAAAUGGCUGGCGGUUCUCUUUUUUUGAGUCCGUGUUUGUAAAACCAGUAUAUUGUUUCAAAUAUUAGUUUUUUCAUUGCUGUUAGAAUUGUUAGUCUGUAUCCUCAAACCUAUUUAGUCAUGUGAAAUUGAAGACUUUUACUUGAAUACAGAACUCAAAAGUAUUUUCUUCCUAGAAAAAAUUCAGCUUCAUUCUGCUGCGUACGGUAUACACUGAUGAAUAAAUAAACAAAUAUUCCUUAUCUUGAUUGACUCAAAUCCAAAAUUUUGCCUUGACUCAUUUAUGCAAUAAGAAUUAGUGGUUCUCAAACCAAUCUGUAUUUUAUUAUGAAAAAAUUAUAAAAAUUGUACAAGUGAAAUUCUAACCUUAUCUUGGACUUUGUCACUUAUAAAUUUGGAAGAAAAAUAGCACAAGGACUAUCUUAUUAUUUUAUCUUCCAAUGUUAUUACAUUAGUGUCAUUUGCAUUGUAAAUAAAUAAAUUAUCUUUAUCUAGCUAAAGUAGUAGAGGCCUUUCACAUCAGACUUUAAAAAUAAAAAAUCCAGUAAUGACAUUAUUGAUCAAUGAUCCAGUUUCGUCAUAAACUAUUUAAUUAUUGAUUAAGUAUUCAAAGUGACACAUUUUACAAUUUCAUAUUAUGAGUUUAUCCAGUUUAGUAUUUCAGUGUGGGUGUAGUACUUGUAGUAGUUGUGGUAGUUCUAGUAGUUCGAUUAGUUCUAGAGGCUCAUCCUUUUUCACUUUGAUUCUCUGUUUUCAUUGCAGAUUUGCAGUUGUAGUGGUUCAGCAAAUCCUAUUUACAUUGGCAUCUAAUGUCUAGUGGUUCCCGGACUAUUUUGCGCCGUAACUCUCCUUGGCCCCAGAAAUAAUACAAUUCAUUGUAUUGUUUGACAUUCUGAACUAUUUAAAUAUUCGUCUUGUUAGCAGUGAGUUAAGUUAUCAUUGGUCUAUUGAGGCUGUAAAUAUGAAUAUCGCUUCAAUCAAUCAUGAAGCCAUCAUGAAUGUGUUUGUCAGAGAUCAAUCACCAUCUAGAAUUAGUAGUGAUGUUCAAAAGAUUUCUCAAAAAAAUGAUGGCCAAGCUACAAAGUUUGAUCACUUGAAUUGUGUGAUAAUAAAUGAUGAUAUAAUAUUAUCAGAUAAUGUAAUAAAAGACUUAUCAAAGUCUAUUGCAGUUGAUUAUGGUUCGGAUGCCAUCCAAAGUAAGGAGUCGGCAUCUCAUAAUGAGAGCAAGUCGACUACAAUUUCACAUUUGGAUUUUUCUAGGCUUGAGUCUGAAGAGCUUGACUGCGAAAUAUGUGAUGUGAUGGAAUGUACAGAAAGUAGUGAACAUGAUUCACAAGUUACAAUACUUUCAAAGAUUAGUGAAUGUAUUUCAAACUCUCUAAACCAAACUACCUCAUCUUCUGUAGAUGAUUUAUUUCUUGAUGGAUUGAAAUAUUUAGGAGGAGUUCUCAAAGACACUCGUGUAACUUCACUUGACCUGAGUUAUAAUAAUAAAUCCGCUGAACAUGUGAAGUAUCUAGAAAAUAUUCGAAGAGAUAUUCAAUCAUCCUCGAUAAACGUGGAAAUUAACACUAUGCUUACAGAAUAUAAUGAAUAUGAUGAUCUUGUGCAAAGUUGUAAAGAGAAAGCUAAUCCAACAACUCUUGUUCUUGAAAUUGAUAAGAAUUCUAGGGAAAAUGGCCUAUCUUCUCUAGCAUCUACUCUACGAGACUCUGCAAUAGUUUGCUUAGAUCUUACUCAUAGUGAUAUGAACAAACAAGACUUGAAAAUACUAGCUAAGUGUUUGGAAGGCACAAAAGUGAAAAGUCUCAAAUUGGGCUUCAAUAGGUUGCGUUGGGACGUUGAUGAUAUCAACUGUCUAGCUUCCAUUUUACAAUGCUCACAAAUCUCAUCACUCGAUCUCAGUCACAAUGUUUUCGAGUCAGAAUAUUUGAAAAUUCUAGUAUCAUAUUUGAAGAAUACAAAAAUAGAGUGUAUCAAUUUAAGUUUCAAUUCAGUAAGCUAUGAUUUUAUCAACUGUUUAGCACUUGCUCUUCCAAACACAAACAUAACCUCAAUUAAUCUUAGUGGUACACAUAUGAGAUCUGAAGGUUUGCAGGCAAUAGCAUCAUUUUUACCACAUUCCAAAAUAGUCUCACUAAAUUUGAGUGAAAAUAUAUUUGUUCGUGAUGAAAUUGAUCACUUAAGCUCCAUUUUAAAAGACACUCAAAUCACUUCGCUCUAUCUUGAUAAUAUUGGUAUGGGAAACGAAUCUCUGACUUUUCUAGCAUCAUGUUUGAUCAACACAAAAAUUAGCUCUAUUUCUCUGAGUAAUAAUUCUUUUCAUGACGAUGAUGGAAUUAUAAGUCUAUCACGAGUGCUGAAGAACACUGAAUUAACCUCUAUUAAUUACAGUUGGAAUAGCAUAACUGACAAUGGAUUGAGAAUACUAGCAUAUUGUCUGAUUGGUUCAAAAGUUAGUUCUCUUAAUUUGAGUUCUCUCUAUCACAAAAUCGAGGACAAAAGUUUAACAUACCUGGCCUCAUGUUUAAAAGACUGUGAGAUAACAAAUUUGAAUCUCAGUAAAAAUAUCUUUGAAUGCAAGAAAUUGAACGAUUUUGUUCUAUGUUUGCCAGAUACAAAACUAAUAUCACUUGAUAUUGGUGGAAAUUAUAUAUGCUGCAAUACGUAUUAUCUAGCAUUUAUCUUGAAAAAUACUAAAAUAAAACAUCUCAAUUUAAGCAGCAAUAUACCCCAUUGCAAUGACCCAAAAAAAAUCAUACCAGGUUUGAAAUGCAGUGAUGCUAUACUAGACGCGAGUAAAAAGCCAGUUUGCUCAAUAGUUUUCAAUUAUUUAUCAAAGGCUUUAAAGGAAACAGAAAUCAUUUAUAUGAAUCUCAGCUCUAUUAAGAUGAAUAUUGAUGAUUUGAAAUAUCUCUCUCAAGGUUUAUUCGGUUCACAAGUAUCAUGUAUUGAUCUUAGUCAUAACCAGAUCAAAUGUAAUGGUGUCUACCACUUGGCAAACGUUUUAAGACACUCUAAAAUUUCCUCAUUGAAUUUGUCAAACAAUGAAAUCUGUUUCAAAGGCAUGAAAUAUCUGGUUGAAGGGUUUCAGGGCUCUGAAAUAGAAUUUCUCAAUCUCUCUAACAAUCCUUUGGGAGAUGAUAGUUUUGUGUAUUUAGCUCAAAAUUUGAAGUGCUCUAAAAGUAUUGAACUAAAUGUUUGUGGGACGAAUAUAUCUGCAGGAACAGUGUACAAGCUGUUAGAACGGGCAGUUCGACAUGGGCAAAAUCGUAUCGCCAGAAUCAGUUUACAUGAUUUUGAUUCCCUCUGCCUUGUGGAUUUGUUCAGCUAUCCAGGGUUUUAUAUCAAGAUUGAUCAAUUAAUAAGAGAAUCCCCUUUCAGAAAUAGAAAUGACUUAUUGGAAUCGGUGAAUAAUGCCUAUAAAGAGUCUGGAAUCACAAAAGCUGUUUAUUAUAAUGAGUUUCAACGGGAACGGAUUUCCAUGAGAUCUGGUUUAUGUAAAUUUUCUAAAUUAUUUGAAAAUGUUGACAUCAGAGAAAUUGAUUUGAAAGUGAACACUAUUGAUUAUCAGAAAGUUGAAUUUUUCAAAGAAAGCAUAGUCACUGAAUUAAAAGUGAAUUUGAAUGACAAAAACGUGAGAUAUCGUGGUAGCCUAAACAUAGAACCAAUUUCAUUGUGCUUCUACAGAACUGGGACGGAAAAUGAUGGUAGCUCAAAUCAAAUUGAUCCUUAUUCAGAUGCCGAGAUUCCACUAAAGCAAUUCCAUACCUACUGUUUGAAUAUUAGAAAUAACUCGGCUACAGAAAAUCUUCUUCGCAAAUACAAGUCAUUUAUUACGAAUAAUAUCAUGUACCUUGAUCUGAGAAGUGUUGGUUUAGUCGAUGAUGAAUUGAAGAACUUGUCUGAGAUUCUGAAGGAUUCAAACGUAAUAUCAUUGAAUUUGAGUGGUAACAAAAUCGGAGCAAAAGGCGUUAGACUACUUGCCGAAGCCCUUUCUCAAACCAAUAUCACUUACAUUGAUCUGCAUGGAAAUAAGAUUGGAUAUUCAGAUUACUCAGGAUUUGCUAUUCAGAAUCUUUCAAGUAUUUUCAGUAGAACAAAUAUUUGUUGGAUUUCUCUUGGAGAUAAUAAUAUUGAAGCAUUUUUGCAAAAUGACAUUCAGUUGUCCCCAUUUAUUGUAUCUCGCAAUGAUUAUCCAAUUACAUUUCAAAUUAGGUAUUUAUUCAGAGAGUUGGUUUCACUGAACUCUGUCACUGAUGAAUUUGAAUUCAUUGUUCCCCAAGCAAUUCCAAAUCCUCCAGUUGAUUUGAUUCACUAUCCUUUUCUAAUGAAAAAAAUAUUGGAAACACCAUUUAACAAAAUGCAUAUUUAUGAUAUGUUUUACAUGAGAAGUAAAAAACAUGUCAUCAAUGUUUAUAAGAAAAUAGCAGAAUUCAUUAAAAAUAUUGAAGAUAGUUUUUGCACUUUUAUUGAUGAGAAUAUUAACAAACUGGCAAACGUUUUUGACUAUGAUAGCUUUGUAGAACUUGUAAAGACCUGCGAACAUCUAGAGUUUAAUCAUAUUGUUCAUCGCCUACUCUUGCAUAGGAUUUGGUAUUAUGUAAAUGAAGAGAAAGAUAUUUUGCAUCCCUUUAUAUACAAAAUGUUGUAUAAAUACGGAUUGCCACUUUUUAUUGAAGGCUUGGAACCAGGGAGAGUGAGAAUCAUCAACUUCUUCCAGACACAUCCAGAAAUUGAUAGCGCAAACGAAGUUGUUGAUUUACUAAGCUCAGGCAUCUAAAAUAUCGAAUUUCUCAGAGAAUUUCCAUUUUACUUGAUACCUUAUUAAGGUGGUGGUGGUGGUGUAAUGUAUUCUUCAAAUACUAGAGACUUUCUGUGUAUCACGUUAUACAGCAUAAUGAGUUUUGUAGGCAAUUUUUUGUAUUAAUAUUAUUUUUGUUAACACUCCGAAGCUCCGGAGCAGUAAAAUAUUACUGUAAUAUUGUAAUUAUAAUUGUAUAAUGUAUUUAUCUAUUACUUGAUACUUUUGUAUAUCACAUAGUUUUAUUUGAUACCUUACUUUUAAUUAAAACAGUAAAACAUGAAUAUUUAAGGAAUCAUUUUUUACUCUCUGGCUCAAAUAAUAAUUCAUCCACUACAAUCUUCGGCAUUGACAAUGUUAAUCUGUCAAAGAUGUACCUGUAUGGAAAUAUUUAGUGACCGAAAUUUCAAUUAACUUGUUGAGCUCCAAACAAUUGACAUUAUGCGCUUGUUUCCGAGCUCGGGAUUUAGCCAAGUUCUAGACUAACCGGCUUUUAACUCUGGACUCAGAAAAUUGGCUUUCCGAGGCAGGUCGUUAACGUAGUCGAGGACUUGAAUAAACUCUGGAGUUUAGAGAUCACUUUAGUGGAGAUUAUAAUUUCGCUUUCUGAGUCAAGGAUUUAUCGUUAAGUCCAGAACUUGAAACAGCGUUAUUUUAAACCCUCGGCGAGGGUAGGAUUUAAAAUUAAGUUCUAGUCUUAACUAAGCAAACACAUCACAUUCAUUGUUUUGGAGUAGAUGAAUAGCCAAAUAGCUGUCAUGGAAUACCUAGAUUAUUUGAAUUAAUCCAUCUUAAUUGAAAGUUUUUUAUUGCAAGUUUAUUUUGGAAUAAAAUUGUAUCAAAAUUGUGCUUAAAAAACUAAACCUUAUUUUGGACUGUGUCAUAACCUAAAAUUUUAAGAAAAUACGGUAACACAAGGAUUGCAAAGGAAUUUUAUCUUCUAAUGUUAUUAAUCAGUGUCAUUUGUAAUGAUAAUAGAUUUUUAUUCUAGUUUUUUUUUUUAAAUAAAUAACUUUUUUUACUCAAUUCUCAUUUUUUUAAUCCAAAAUCACUAACGAGGAUCAAUGAUCAAUAAUAGCAUAAUGUAACAUGAAAUGGUAUUAUUAUUAUUAUAAAUUUUUCCAUAAAUUUUUAUAAUCACAGAGUACAACAACAAAGACAUCAAAUGUACUUCCCUUACGUACUGCGCUUGCUCAUUACAAUGCAACGUCAUUGCCAGUUUUAGAACUACAAAACUUCCCUCAUGAUUACUGCUUCAAGUCCUGGACUCAAAAUAGGUCUAGGACGUUUUAGAUCCUGGAGCUUAGAAGAUAAAUUCGUGACUCAGAAAGACGAUUUAGAUCCAAGGGCUUAGUUUAGUCCUGGACUAAAUAAUAACUUUAGUCCAGAACUUAUAGAUCUUGAACUCGGAAACCACCCCUUAAUAAAGGUGUCCUUGCAAUUUAUUGAGCAAAAAGUCGCAAUAGACCAAUAAUAACAUACAAAAAUCUUCUAACCCUGUCUGGUUGAAAAUGAAUUAAUCACGUAGAAUAAGGAAUCUCAUACAGAAAAUCUAUAGUUACAGUUAUUAAUCUCCAAUUAUAAAUAAUUAUUAAUAGAAUUGUAUUCAUUUGAUAUUGUGUUUAGUUUUUAGUAGGUCCAUAUAUAACAGAAAUAUUUGAGUUUUGUAAAUACAGUACCUUAUGAAGUUUUUGCUACAAUGUUGUAUUUCAAGGAUAAGUAGUCUUCCCUCUGCCUACAAACUAAAGCUGUAGCCAAUUGUGUAACUUAUAAAUAAUACAUUGAACAUUAUUUUGUAAUUGUAAUGUAUAUCAAGGAUAGUUUUUUAGCUAUGUGUGAAUGGUUGAAAACAUACCUUUUACACCUUCUUGAACCUUGAUUGAAAAGAACUUGAAACAAUUGAAAUUUUCCAAAAUCACUUUCAAAUUGUUCCAUGCUUUAUAACUCUCAAGAUAAGGAUGGGAACUAGAGCUGCUGCAUUCUCUUGAACUGAAAUUCAUUAUUAAAUAAUAAAAAUAUACAGUAGUAAAUGAAUAACACAAUCAAGUAAUUAUCAAUCAAUUUAUAUAAUAUAAUAUAUAAGUUAUGUAAUAAAUGUUAUUAUAUUAAUAAUAUAAUAUAAUUUAUAUAAGUAUAGUAAUAUAUAAAUAAAUUUUUGACACUGCCAACUCAAGAAGCCCUGUGUGUUGGCAGUGAGUUGCAGUUUAUUUAUUUUGUUUUAAUUUUAGUGCAAGUACAAGACACAUAUUUUUUCUAAUUUGAGUGAAUAAGAUAAAUUUUGGAGCAGUCUGAUAACUUACAAAUUGUACAUUGGCUAAGCUUAGAUUAUAUAUUAUUAUAUUACAACAUAUCAACCGUCUAUCAAAUAGGUAAUGUUAUUUGAAUGAGGCACUAUCCUCUAUUGGUUGUAUUUUUUGUACUUGUGUAUUAAGUAGAUCCUACAUUGUAUUUUGUGCUUGUUAAUAUAAAAUUAUUGGUUUAUGCUUUAUAUGUUGUUUGUAAUAAUGGAGUUAUGUUAUAUUUCAGUUUUUUUCAGUAUCUAAACUCUAAUAUUUUUGCGUUUGAUAAUUAGUUACCUAUUACAAAUUAUUAUUUCCUCAUCUUUAAGCAGCUAUGUUUUCAAUUUUCAUAGAUUUUUCAUAAUAUGGUAUUAAUAUUUUUUCAUUGUUAAUAACUGAAAAUUAUUCAUAUUUCCAAGUUAAUUAAUAUUCAUAGUUAGUAAUGUUUUUGCAUUUAGCACUAAGAAUACCAUUUGUAGUUGAAAAUCCAGUACCUUCUUAUGCUCUAUUUUGUUAUUAAUGAUGUGAAAAAUAUUAUUUUGUCAAUGUUCUCGCAAAUGAAAACUAUUUGUGAUAUAGGCUAAUACUUGUAUUAUAUUCUAUAUUUUGAAACCAUGUCCAGUAAUUCAUACCCAAUAAGCCUUCUUAUUCCAAUAUAAUUAUUGUUAACCUACUUGAUGCAGAAUGUUGUAAAAUAUUCUAAAUAAAACAGAUAUAAUA